UGAAAGCAUUGAAGUUACUUUCCUGACCCUCACUGCUAUAAAUAGAAUAAUAGUUCAAAAAGAAACUACCUACUUCGAAAUAAACGGCCUAACCUUACCGCAUGUAACCACUAGCAUCGAUGACUCUAUAUUCGCUGAAGGGCAAGCUUAUGUUGCAAUAAGUUGUGCAACUUCUUGGGAAAACCUCUGCCUCUUAAACUUUGAUCACAAGUACCUCAAAUGUCCCAGAGCUGCUCUGAACGAAUACAAAAGACUAGAAAGAAUAUACGCAAAUGGCCUACAAAACUUACA
Ambispora leptoticha is the source of this 291-nucleotide messenger RNA. NCBI's taxonomy places the organism in Eukaryota, Fungi, Glomeromycota, Glomeromycetes, Archaeosporales, Ambisporaceae. The record is from the annotation of a GenBank genome assembly.